Messenger RNA from Catharus ustulatus (Swainson's thrush), 2171 nucleotides. It is a transcript of the gene RBM11, whose product is annotated as RNA binding motif protein 11. The record is from RefSeq and is a predicted model, not a curated record. Gene Ontology annotation, molecular function: single-stranded RNA binding. Gene Ontology annotation, biological process: regulation of alternative mRNA splicing, via spliceosome. Gene Ontology annotation, cellular component: nucleus. NCBI's taxonomy places the organism in Eukaryota, Metazoa, Chordata, Aves, Passeriformes, Turdidae.
AUGUCGUGGCCAGGGCGGUCCGAGGUGGCGGAACAGACUCUGCUCGUGGGGAAUUUGGAGAGCCGGGUCAGGGAGGAGAUCCUCUACGAGCUCUUCCUGCAGGCUGGCCCAUUAACCAAAGUGAUGAUUUGUGAGGACAAAGAAGGAAAACCUAAGUCUUUUGGAUAUGUCUGCUUUAAACACAAAGUAUCAGUGCCUUACGCAAAAGCUCUGCUGGAUGGAAUCCAUUUGUAUGGAAGACCAAUUACUGUGCAGUAUUGGACGGGGAGUUCUCACUCACCAGAACUAGACAGUUGUACAGAUGGUUUUGAACACCAUAUUGACUUAGAUUCUCCUCCAGACAGGCAUCAAGAGCUUUCUGGAAAUUCUCCAUUUCCUGUCACUCCUUUGCCAGUGAACAACAGUUUAUUUCAUGAUCACCCUGUUUCUAUUUCUCUAAUGUACCAUGUUUUAGCAUAGCAGUACACAGUAAAUAGUCCAAUGGGUUAACAAUUUUUAUUAGUUGUACCUUUACACUUAUCCUUUUCUCCCUAUCAGAAUCAAACUGCACAAUUCAAGACUGCACAGAGUUCUCCUGAAUUGGCCAUAUCAAGUGACAUAUCCAAGUUCACCAAGCGGGAUGAAAGAAAGAGAAAAUGGCAAAGUUGUGACAAUAACACUAGUACUGAAGAUAAUAAAAGGAGACAAAUACAGUGUGGCCAAAACUGAAAGAAAAAAAAAAGCCAAGAAAAAGACACAUUAAUACUGGAUAAAUAUUUUUUAUUAUUAUAUUUACUUUCAUCUUUGAACUUUAUUAAAGAAGGAAUGUUCAAGAUUCAUAGUAUUUUUGAAAUGUAUUAUGCAUAGAAACUUGGAAUAUCCUGAGUUGUAAGGGUCAUGGAGUCCAGCUGGACCAGCACCCUCCAUUGCUGUCCCCCUUCCCAUCCCCUCCCAGCACACCAGCCCCCUGGGAAACAAGUUCUCCCCAAAACCCUACCAGAGCCCACUAAACCUGCAAGGUCUGGCUUUUGUGUCCCUUCUACACUGUCUGCGACAACUGAAAGAAGUCUGGCUGGCUCCUCUGUACUUGCACUGGCCCUUUAAGUAGCUGCAAAUUUCAUAGGCCCAGCUACAUCAAUCUUUUACCUUUACUUAUCCUCAAUAAAAGGCAUUGAUUUGAAAUAUAUUCACAGAAUCGUUAAUUGGUGGUUGGAAAUCGGUUGCUCUGGAGAUCAUCUAAUCAUCCCACAAAGGCAGGGUCACCUGGAGGUGACACAGGAACCUGUCGAGGGAGGUUUCUGUCUUGAAUGUCUCUGGAGAAGGAGACUCCACAAACUCUCUAGGAAACUGUCCCAGUACUCUGCCACCCUUAGUGUACAGUUCUUCCUCAUGUUAAGGUGAAGUUUGGUUGUUCAUUACCACUGAAGUCAAUGGCUGUCAGCUUGUGUAGCUGUUUAUACUUGUGAGUGGGUAAUCAGAAUAACCACUGGUUUAUAACAAGUAAAAGAGAGUUUACUUUACUGAUUUUUUUUGGUAGCAGUAGAAAAACCACAUUUUUGCAACAUUUUUUCAAGAAUGGUUUGGUUCUUGUGACUUUAAUACAUACAGAAAUAAUUCUGCAUUUUACAAGAAUGACAGUUCAUCUAAAUAGAAAAUAGAAAAUAGAUUAUUUUCCAAAUCCACAAAAAUGUGAAACAAGUAAUUGCUAACUGUGUGGAAGACCUGUCUUGCACUGCUGCAGCUAUCCUUACUCUUAAAAUAAUCUAAGUCUAAUACAAAAAAAAUCCAAACCCAGGAAUAAACCAUAAGCAAUUAUUUACCACUGAAAUCUACAGAAACAUUACCUGAGCAAAUCACAUUGAUAAUAAUAACAGCUAUUUUCUGUCAACUGCUUCACAAAACUGGAUGAAAAUUUGAUGGCAUACUGCAAAGCAUGACAAUCAACACUUAAAUGCUUUGUUAUCUUUAUUUCUGCACAAAUGUUAAAUGGCUGAAAUAAACAACAAACAUGCCAUCCCUAGAAUUAAAAAAAAAAAAAAAAAAACAAAUUAAUUUAUUAGAUGGUGCAUUAAGUGAAAAAGCUGCUCCACGUGCUUAGAUCUAGCUUUGGUUUCAAUUUGGAUUGAAGUAAUAUGUAGAAAUACAUCUCCUUUUUUCACUGUGAGAACAGUAAGGAAUUGGAACAGGUUGUG